CACGUAUUCUGUGUAUUAUGUCAUAGACACACACACGUCAAAUAUAGUUACCUUCCAUUAUAGACAAGUCUAUGAUCUUUUAGUCCCUUUUCUCAACAGCGUUACGACGUUCCCGUUAAUACAUUAAAAUGGCGAAUCCAAUUUCGAAAAAACGAAAGUUCGUUGGAGACGGCGUCUUCAAAGCUGAAUUGAAUGAGUUCUUAACUCGUGAAUUGUCUGAAGAUGGAUACUCUGGCGUCGAAGUCAGAGUUACUCCUCUCAAGACUGAGAUCAUUAUUAUGGCUACCAGAACCGACAGAGUUCUUGGAGACAAAAACAGAAGAAUUCGGGAGUUAACAUCAGUCGUUCAAAAAAGGUUCAACUUCGCCGAAGGAGCUGUUGUACUUUAUGUUGAAAAGGUUGCCGUUAGAGGAUUAUGCGCCAUAGCACAAGCAGAAUCCCUUAGAUUCAAACUCAUUGGUGGUUUGGCAGUUCGAAGGGCUUGUUAUGGUGUUCUUCGUUACAUUAUGGAAUGUGGGGCUCAAGGAUGUGAAGUUGUGGUUUCCGGAAAAUUGAGGGGACAGCGUGCGAAAAGCAUGAAAUUCGUAGAUGGACUGAUGGUGCAUUCGGGAGACCCAUGCAAUGACUAUGUUGACACAGCGACUCGUCACGUACUUCUCAGACAAGGUGUAUUGGGAAUUAAGGUAAAAAUUAUGCUUCCUUGGGAUCCUACUGGCAAGAACGGACCUAAGAAACAGUUGCCCGACAACGUUAACGUUGUUGAGCCUAAAGAAGAGGUAUUACCAGCAAGUCCCAGCAGUGAAAUUAAACCUGCUGUACCUACCUUACCUGCUGUAGGAGCUCUAGGAGAGAUGUAAUUAUUUUAUAUUAAAAAAAUAAAAAUU
Molecule: messenger RNA, 884 nt
Organism: Harmonia axyridis
Lineage: Eukaryota; Metazoa; Arthropoda; Insecta; Coleoptera; Coccinellidae
Gene: RpS3
Product: 40S ribosomal protein S3
Exons: 4
Coding region: 129-857 (242 amino acids)
Biological process (GO): positive regulation of apoptotic signaling pathway; translation
Cellular component (GO): nucleus; cytosolic small ribosomal subunit
Molecular function (GO): RNA binding; structural constituent of ribosome
Source: RefSeq, a predicted model, not a curated record